Molecule: messenger RNA, 3140 nt
Organism: Thunnus maccoyii (southern bluefin tuna)
Lineage: Eukaryota; Metazoa; Chordata; Actinopteri; Scombriformes; Scombridae
Gene: bpnt1
Product: bisphosphate nucleotidase 1
Exons: 10
Coding region: 368-1381 (337 amino acids)
Biological process (GO): phosphatidylinositol phosphate biosynthetic process
Molecular function (GO): 3'(2'),5'-bisphosphate nucleotidase activity
Source: RefSeq, a predicted model, not a curated record
UCCGCAUUUGCUCGAAAGCCGCCGACGGCAGAUUUGAUCGUUUCUGAGCAAGACGGACACAACUUCGGUUCUUUAGGAUCACUACUAGAUUUACGUCGGUGUUAGUUACCUCUUUAUGUGUGACUUUAAACUUAUCUUUAGUUGAUAGAUGAUCCUUAACUGAACGUCAUGACAAGCUAUCCUGCUAGCUGCCCAUUUAGCUCGGUGAGAUAAGUGACGAUUUGUCUCUUGCUGGCCCGAUCAUUAUCUUGACAAUUAGAGUCAGCUCUUUGGCUCAAAGGUCUUUCCCUUCCUACAGUUCCCAAAUUCAACUCGUUCAACCCAUAGAAAAACUUGUUACUGGCUAUCUCUCAGUGUUACCGUCACAAUGUCUGGGAGUCCUGCUGUGAUUAUGCGCCUGGUGGCAUCUGCUUACACUGUGGCUGAGAAGGCUGGAGCUAUUGUGAGGAAGGUCCUUCAGAGUGGAGAACUUGGCAUCGUGGAAAAGACUGGCGCUAAUGAUCUGCAGACGCUGGCAGACAGACUAGCACAGCAGAGCAUUUGUGCUUCACUGUCCAGACGCUUCCCCAAAAUCACCAUUAUUGGCGAGGAGGAGCUUCCAGCUGAGGAGAUAACUGAAGACCUCAUUGAAAAGGGCCAGGCAGAGGAAAUCCUUCAGAAGUGCUGCCCAGCAGAGUAUAGCGGGCUGAAAGAAGAGGAGCUAGUUGUGUGGGUGGAUCCGCUCGAUGGCACGAAGGAGUAUACUGAAGCGUCAAAGUGUCUCCAUCUCCGAGCUGAGGCCCAGACACCACUCAAAGGGUCGGACACCUCUCAGCUUCUCAGCACAGCUCUCUGGCUCCUGGAUAAUGUGACGGUGCUUAUUGGUGUUGCAUACGGAGGAAGACCUAUCGCGGGUGUCAUCAACCAGCCUUUCUACAACUACCAGCUCGGAGCAGGGGCAGCUUUAGGUAGAACCAUUUGGGGAAUGCCAGGAUUGGGUGCUUUUGGAUUUCAGCUGCAGGAAGUUCCAGGUGACAGACGCAUCGUCACCACCACCCGUUCACAUAGCAACAAGCUGGUAACGGACUGCGUAGACGCCAUGGAACCUCAUGAAGUCAUAAGAGUGGGUGGUGCAGGAAACAAGGUAAUCCAGCUUGUUGAGGGAAAAGCUUCUGCUUAUGUCUUCGCCAGUCCAGGAUGCAAGAAAUGGGACACUUGUGCUGGUGAAGCCAUUCUGCAUGCUGUUGGAGGUAAACUGACUGAUAUGCAUGGCAAUGCAUACCGCUACGACGCUAAUGUAAAGCACAUGAACUCUGCUGGGGUUCUUGCUACACUACGCAACCACGAGUACUACAUCAGCAGAGUGCCACAGUCAGUGCUGCAAGCCCUGAAGUCAGAUUGAGGUCUGUCUCCAUCAACAAUCACACAAACGUCCCUCUGUGGUGCAGAGAAUCAACAUGAAGCUUUAAAUCCACUGUGAACAGCUCCUGGACACAUGCAGGACGCUUCUUUGUGUCAGGAACUGUCAUGAAUUGUAAUUUAUACCCCUUUAACUCACAUUAUCUGACUUCAACAGCAUGUAAAGGUUAACCUGUAAAACAACACAAUACAAGAUUGAAGAUGGUGAUUUCAAAAGGUGAUUUUCACACCGUAUCAGUUUAUGUGUCAUUCAGCAUCACUCAACACUGAAUUAAUCAGAGACGACAAGCAGGAAGCAGACUCAACAGCACUUCCAUUUAUUUCACUCGUUUGAAACAAACUUGUACAAAUCUCAAAACAUCUUAACAUACCGUUUCCAACUUGAAGACCGACAGAUUUACAAGGCAAAAGGCAAGAUUUAAAUAAAUAAAAAAAUACAUAGGUUAGAUGUCCAUUAGUGAGUUGGAAAUGAUUUACUUCAUUUAAUAACCACUAAGUGGGAACUAGCAUAAUGACAACAACAAACAAAAUGCCAUCGUCCUGACUUGAUGAUUCUGAUGUCUUUACAAUGUCAUGCGAUGUCUUAUGACUGGAACGAUGUUGUGAGAGGUUGAUAACAAACACCUCUCCAAACAUGACAUUUUGAACUGUGAUCACUUUUAAAAUGAAUAUAUUGAAAACUAUUUCUUAUAAUCCUGCACGGUUCAACAGUUUCUUACCUAACAAGAUGCCAUUUUCUUUUCAUUUUUUUUACACACCGUCCUCUUGUGCGCUGGCAGCUCCGUCUCUACUGUUCUACUCACCUACUGUACUUAACAGACUAAAGGACGCAAACUCAGAGUUCUCACUGAUGUUUGCUUCCCACAUUUGCCACAUACACUGAAUUUACAUACUGUAAGAACAGAAAAUUUAAUUUUUACGCUAUUGCAUUGCUCUGUUUUGCCCAUGUUAUACCAACAAUGGAAACUCUCCUCUUGUACACAUUAAAUGACAAACACUCCUUCAGUGAUGCGAGGGGUAAAAAAGGUUCAUAGCUGGAUGUUGGUUGUGAAAAGAGGCUGGAAACACUAAUGUAACACAGAGCAUCUGAUCCAUAUGAAUGCCCUAGUAAAAUACAGCAUUACAGUGCUGUGUCCUUCUUUUAAAGAUCAAAUAGACUUUAAUGGCCUGUACAGAUGAUUAUGCUUGCAUAUAGCAAGAUUUCUAGCAAUAUUUCUUGCACUUAAAUCAUCAAAAUCUUAGGAUUUUAUUUAUCUCCACAGAGAAAAACAUUCUUGAGUCAAAGGAAAAUCAUUGAAAUGUCAAACUAGCUAUUUUUAAGCAGUGUACUAACGCAGGCAUGUACAAGGGGGCAAUGGCAGUAGUUAAGUAAAUUACAUGAACAUUAGACCAAUUAAGGAGAGAUAGGAAAUAUUUGGCCCUGUUGUCUGGGACAGUCUAUGGAUUUUACAUUGGCUAGGGCUAAAAGAACCCAUCUCAGUCUCACAAGCGUGCAUGCAUUCACAAAAUCACCAUGGAAAUUGUUAAUCUGAAGGCAGGGAAGCAUCUUUUCUGAACAUCUUGCCCUUUCCACAAGAGGUUGGUUUCAAUAUUGCUGAAUGGGACUGACUGGUAGAAGGGAGGGCUGAGUAAUACAUACCAUGGCGUCAUAAAAAUUAAAAAAUACCACUCACAGGUUCAUAGAAAUACCCACAAACAAGCAAAAAAACACUCCUGGAAUUUCUGUUUACACACGAACAAGC